AUGCUCAAGCUCAAUGGUACAAUUUUCAUGCCCCCAUUGCUGACACUGAUUGGGAUUCCUGGCCUGGAGUCUGUGCAGUUCUGGAUUGGAAUUCCUUUCUGUGUCAUGUACAUCAUUGGCAUCUUUGGGAAUUCCUUGCUCCUUGUCAUCAUCAAAUCUGAACACAGCCUCCAUGAGCCCAUGUAUCUCUUCCUGGCAAUGCUUGGAGCAACAGACAUUGCUCUCAGUACAUCCAUCCUACCCAAAAUGCUAGGUAUUUUCUGGUUCCAUUUACCAGAGAUAUGUUUUGAAACCUGUCUCUUGCAGAUGUGGCUUGUCCACACAUUCCAGUGCAUUGAGUCAGGUAUUCUGUUGGCUAUGGCCCUGGAUCGCUAUGUGGCAAUCUGUCAUCCUUUGAGACAUUCAAUUAUAUUUACUCACCAAUUUAUCACCCAGAUUGGGGUUGGAGUGACACUCAGAGCUGCUCUCCUUGUAGCUCCAUGUCUAAUCCUUAUCAAAUGCCGGCUGAAAUUCUACCGAACCACUGUGGUCUCCCACUCCUACUGUGAGCACAUGGCUAUCGUGAAGUUGGCAGCAGAAGAUGUUCGCAUCAACAAGGUCUAUGGUCUUUUUGUGGCUUUCAGCGUACUGGGCUUUGACAUCAUCUUCAUCACACUUUCCUACAUCUGGGUAUUUAUAACUGUCUUUAGCCUGCCUCAGAAAGAAGCAAGGUUGAGAGCCUUUAACACCUGCAUUGCACACAUCUGUGUCUUCCUGGAGUUUUACCUCUUGGCUUUCUUUUCCUUCUUUACACAUAGGUUUGGGUUCCACAUUCCAUCCUACAUUCAUAUUCUUCUGUCCAACCUUUAUCUGCUUGUCCCACCUUUGUUCAAUCCUAUAGUUUAUGGGGUAAAAACCAAACAGAUACAAGAUCAAGUGUUCAAGAUUUUCUACUCUAAGGAUCCAUCUUAA
This is a messenger RNA of Orycteropus afer afer, 951 nucleotides long. RefSeq names its product olfactory receptor 52A5-like. Gene Ontology annotation, biological process: G protein-coupled receptor signaling pathway. The record is from RefSeq and is a predicted model, not a curated record. Lineage: Eukaryota; Metazoa; Chordata; Mammalia; Tubulidentata; Orycteropodidae. The transcript has a single exon. Gene Ontology annotation, molecular function: olfactory receptor activity; G protein-coupled receptor activity. Gene Ontology annotation, cellular component: membrane. The coding region runs from base 1 to 951 and encodes 316 amino acids.